AUGGCAUCACUUUCUGUAGAGGAAGAAAAUUAUGUUCGAAUGAGUUUGUUACUGACAGGAAUUUCUCCACGUGCUGUAAGAACCUAUUUUGAUAAUGAGUUUGCUCCAGCAUGUUUAGAUGCCUCAUUGAAGAAAGAGUAUAAUAAACUUUUAAAUUUGAAAAAGGAACGCAGAAUCAACCAGUCACAGUGGAACCUACUAUUUCCAAGAUUUCCUGAUGUUCCAGAUUCUAAACAUUUUGAUGUGACUUUGAUGACAACAUUACUGAGGAACUUGACUUCAAUGAAUCCUCCUCUUCGUGGGUUUGACCAUUUACCUGCUGCCAUUGAAACAACACCAGCUGCAAAUUUAGCCACAAUCAAGCACUACAGGAAUUUCCUCGCGCAUCUGGAUGAUGGCAAAAUAGACGUUACUUUCUUCGACAGAGCAUGGACAGAUAUUACAAGUGCUAUUGAAAGAUUAGGUGGUAAUCAAAUGAAGAAGGAUUGUGAUCAUAUGAAAACCAAAGCGUUAGAUCAAACAAACCAAGAAAUAAUGAUGGACAUCCAACAUUCUAAUAAUAAAAUCCGAGAGAUAAAACAAUCGUUUGAAAGUCUUAAGCUGUCACAUACUGUUAUGAAAAAAGAAAUGGAAGAAAUACUAAUCUCUCAAAGGGAUACUGUACCUUGGAAUAUUAGAGUUAAGAUUAAAGAUAUACUUAAAGCCUGGAAGGAAAAUGAUAAUAAGAUGUUUAUAAACACAAGAGCUGCUAAAUAUGUACUGAAAUGUAUACAGGAAAACAGUUGUGUUACUAUUACUGCUAGUCCCGGUGUAGGAAAAACGUCCACUCUCCGACAUACAGCUUUGCAAUUUGCAGAAGAAGAUUAUGAUGUUCUUCUUGUGACAGAACCAACUGAAAUUGUGAGGUUUUACAAUCCAAAUCAGAAAACAUUGUUUGUUAUUGAUGAUUUAUGUGGAAACUUUGGAGUUGACCAGAGCGACAUAAAAAAAUGGGAACCAGUCAUGGAGGAAAUAAAACAUAUUCUUGAUAAAAAACAAACAAAAAUACUUGCAGCUUGUCGGUUACAAGUGUACAAAGAUGAAAAGUUUUAUUCUUUAUCAGUUUUUAAGUCAUGUGUAUGUAACAUGUUAUCAGAGAACAUUUGUUUGUCAAAAACUGAAAAGCGUUUAAUAGCUAAGUUUUAUCUAAAAACAAAAGCCUCUGAAAUCGUGGACUAUUAUGAUUUAUAUGACUGCUUUCCACUUUUAUGUAAACUGUACCAUGAUAAUCCUGAACCUAAUCUUAAAGAUUUUUUCCAGAAACCAUUUUCUGUUUAUGAAACAGAAAUCGACAAGCUGCUUAAAAAAGGGCAUUACACAAAAUAUUGUGCAUUGGCUUUAUGUGUCAUGUUUAACAACGAGUUAAAUGAGGAAAUAAUGACUGAAGAAGUGAAUACAGUAACAAGGAAUAUUAUUGAAAACACAUGCGAGGCAUGUAAAUUAGACAGAGGAACAUCAAGACGUGUUUUACAUGAUGAACUUGACUUACUUACACAUACAUUCAUAAAGAAAGCACAAAACGUUUACAAGACUAUACAUGAUAAAAUAUUUGACUUUUUAGCUCAUUACUUUGGAACACAAAUAAUCCAUUGCUUGAUAAAGAACGCAGACAAUCGUUUGCUCAAGGAAAGAUUUUUGUUAGAAAAAACAGAUGAUAUGGACCAAUUUAUGACUGUUAUACCUCUAAAGUAUCAUCAGCUUUACAUUAAGAGAAUGAUGCAUGACUGGUCAACGGGAAAUGUACAAGGUGUAUUUGAUAACAUCAACAUGAAGUUACCUCAGUUCAGACAGAAAUUUCUCUCCUACUUGAAUACACUGAAUAUAUCUGAACAGACACAACUGGCAAAUAUUAUUGACAAACAUAAGCAAUGUGAAAAACAUUUUUCUAUGUGGUUCGAUGAUAGUAUUGAUAAUUCAUAUGAUACUGCUUUGUUACAUUGUUGUGAUAUAGGAGACGUUUCUUUGACCGCUUGGUGUUGUAAUCAUGGUGUUGAUGUCAACAUGUGUUCAUAUAAUGGUCAAUCACCCGUUAUGGUUGGAUGUGAAAAGGGUCAUACAGAAAUAGUUAAGAUGUUGUUAGACAGAGGAGUAGACUGCAAUAAAUUUGACAGAUGGCGACAGUCACCUUUAAUGGUUGCUUGUGAACAUGGUCAUACUGAAAUAGUAAAUAUGCUGUUACAAACUGGAGGAGACUGUAAUACAUGUGAUUACAAUUUCAGGUCAACUGUAAUGAAGGCUUGUGAACAUGGUCAUACUGAUAUAGUAAAGGUUUUGUUAGACAAAGGAGCAGACUUUAACAAAUGUGACAGAUGGGGACAGUCACCAUUAUUGGUUGCUUGUGAACAAGGCCAUAUAGUUAUAUUGAAGUUAUUGUUAUACAAAGGAGCAGAUUGUAAUAAAUAUAACAAGAGGGGUCAGUCACCUAUAAUGAAGGCGUCUGAAUUAGGUCAUACACAAAUGGUAAAAUUGCUAUUAGAAAGUGGGACAGACUGUAAUAAAUGGAGUGGUAUGUCAGCUUUAAGGGUGGCUUGUGAAUAUGGUCAUACAGAAAUAGUAAAAAUGUUGUUAGAAAGAGGCGUAGACUGUAAUAAAUGCAGGGAUAAGUCACCUUUAAUGGUGGCUUGUGAACACGGUCAUACAGAAAUAAUAAAUAUGUUGUUAGCCGGAGGAGCAGAUAGUAAUGAACAAAACAAACAAAAGUCGAGGGGUCAGUCACCUAUAACGAUGGCUUGUGAAAAAGGUUACACAAUAAUAGUUAAGCUUUUCAUAGACAGAGGAGCUCACUUUAAUAAAUGGGACAGAAGAGGACAGUCACCUUUAAUUGUGGCUGGUAAAUAUGGUCAUACAGAAAUAGUAAAGAUGUUGUUAGAAAGGGGUGCAAGCUGCAAUAAAGGGGAUACAAAAGGCAACUCACCUGUACAAGAGGCUUGCAAAUAUGGUCAUACUGAAAUAGUAAAUAUGUUGUUAGAUAGAGGAGCACACUGUAAUGAAUUUGACGCAUUGCGAGAGUCACCCAUAAUGAACGCUUGCAAAUAUGGUCAUACAAAAGUAGUAAAACUGUUGUUAGACUUUGGAGCAGAAUGCAAUACAUUUGACACGUGGGGAAAGUCACCGUUAAUGGUGGCAUGUAAAAAAGAUCAUACAGAAAUAGUACGUGCAUUGUUAGAAAGAGGAGCAGACUGUAAUAAUUAUAAAAGGAGGAGUCGGUCAUCUUUAUUAGCGGCUUAUGAACAAGGUCAUACAGUAAUUGUAAAUAUGUUGUUAGAAAGGAGAGCAGAUUGUAAUAAAUUUGAUGAUUGUAGGAAAUCACAUGUAGUGAAGCAUUGCAAGGAUGAUCAUACAAAAUCGAUUACGUUGUUAGAAAAAAAAGAAGCCUGUAAUAGAUUUGAUAAGAAUGACAAGUCACCUCUACUAAAAGCUUGUGAAGAUGGUCAGACAGAUAAAGAGAAAACAUUGUUAAACAGAGGAUCAGACCUUGAUAAAUUGGAUAAAGAUGACAAUUUUGCUUUAAUGAAGGCUUGUAAAUAUGGUCAUACAGAAAUAGUAAAGAAGUUAUUAGACCGAGGAGCAGACUGUUUCAAAGAUAAUAAAGAUUAUAAUACACAUUUAAAUAAGGCUUGUGAAAAUGGUCAUACAGAAAUAGUAAAAAUGUUUUUAGACCGAGGAGCAGACUAUUCUAAAGUUGAUAAACAUUAUAAUAUACUUUUAGCAAAUGCUUGUGUAUAUGGUCAUACAGAAAUAGUAAAACUGUUUUUAGACCGAGGAGCAGACUGUAACGAAUAUACAUUGUGGGAAGACUCAUCUUUAAUGAGGGCUUCUGCACUAGGUCAUAAAGAAAUAGUAAAACUGUUGUUACAAAGAGGAGCAGACUGUAAUCAAUCUGCAAUACAAGGAGAAACAUCUUUAAUGAGGGCUUCUAAAUACGGUCAUAUAGAAAUAGUUGAGAUAUUAUUAUAUAGCGGAGCAAACUGUAAAGACCUUGACCUGUGGAAUCAGUCAGCUUUAAAACUGGCUUGUCGGUAUAAUUAUAUGGCAAUAGUUAAGCUGCUUUUAGAUAAUGGAGCAGACCCUUAUGUAUGUGACAUAUGGGAAGACUCACCUGUAACAAUGCUUUGUGAACAAGGCCAUACAGAAUUAGUAAAACUAGUCUUAGAUAGAGGGGAAGACUGCAAUAUAUGUGACACUUUGGGACAGUCACCUUUAUUGGUAGCUUGUAAACAUGGCCAUACAUUAUUACUACAGAUGCUGUUAGACAGAUUAGCCGAUUAUGAUAAAUGUGACAAAUGGGGACAGUCACCUGUAAUGAUGGCGUGUAAACAUGGUCAAUUAGAAAUAUUAGGAAUGUUGUUAGACAGAGGUGCAGACUUAAAUAUAUGUGAUGAAGACGGCAAGUCUCCUUUAAUCAAAUCUUGUGAACAUGGGUAUACAGAUAUAGUCAAAGUGUUGGUAGAUAGAGGAGAAGACAUUAAUAAAUGUGACAGAAGGGGACAAUCACCUUUAAUAGUUGCCUGUGAGCAAGGUCAUACAGUAUUAUUGAAGAUGUUGUUAGAAGGAGACGCAGAUUAUAAUAAAUGUAACAGAAGGGGUCAGUCCCUUUUAAUGCAGGCUUGUGAACAUGGUCAUACAGAAAUAGUAGUCAUGUUGUUAGAAAGGGGAGACAAUUGUGAUAGAUAUGACAUCUGGGGACAGUCAAGUGUAAUGAAGGCUUGUGAACAUGGCCGAACAGUAAUAUUAGAGAUGUUGUUGGACGGAGAAUCAAAUUAUAAUAAAUGUGAUAUUUGGGGUCGGUCACCUUUAAUGAAGGCUUGUGAACAUGGUCAUACAGAAAUAGUAAACAUGUUGUUAGAAAGGGGUGCAGACUUUAAUAACUGUGAUGCAGAUUCCAAGACAACUUUAAUGAAGGCUUGUGAACAUGGUUAUACAGAUGUAGUAAAGCUUUUGUUAGACAGAGGAGUAGACUGUAAUAAAUAUGGAAACUGGGAGCAUUCACCUUUAGUGACGGCUUGUAAAAAUGGAUAUACAGAAGUAGUAAAACUGUUGUUAGACAGAGGAGUAGAUUAUAAUAUAUGUAACAAAUGGGGAAAGACACUUGUUAUGAAAGCUUGUGAACAAGGUCAUGCAGAAAUUGUAGUGAUGUUGUUAGACAAAGGUGUAGACUAUGAUAAAUGUGACAGCUGGGGGCAGUCAGCUGCAAUGAAGGCUUGUGAACAUGGCCAUACCGGAUUAUUAAAGAUGUUGUUAGAGAGAGGAGCAGAUUACAAGGAAUGUAGCAGAAGAGCAGACUAUGAUGAUUGGGAAUACAGUCAUAGUAAUGAUGAUAAUAAAGAGUAG
This is a messenger RNA of Mytilus trossulus (common blue mussel), 5370 nucleotides long. Its product is annotated as serine/threonine-protein phosphatase 6 regulatory ankyrin repeat subunit B-like. Lineage: Eukaryota; Metazoa; Mollusca; Bivalvia; Mytilida; Mytilidae. Gene Ontology annotation, molecular function: protein binding. The record is from RefSeq and is a predicted model, not a curated record. Bases 1 to 5370 code for a protein of 1789 amino acids. The transcript has 4 exons.